Messenger RNA from Asparagus officinalis (garden asparagus), 1505 nucleotides. RefSeq names its product BTB/POZ and MATH domain-containing protein 3-like. Gene Ontology annotation, molecular function: protein binding. Gene Ontology annotation, biological process: protein ubiquitination. Lineage: Eukaryota; Viridiplantae; Streptophyta; Magnoliopsida; Asparagales; Asparagaceae. Bases 169 to 1380 code for a protein of 403 amino acids. The record is from RefSeq and is a predicted model, not a curated record. The transcript has 4 exons.
GGAGAAGAUGAAUGGGGGAAGAAAAACAAACCAAAAGAAGAAAAAAAAGAAAAAGGUUCCAAAUUCCCAAAAAAAAGACUUCGCCUUUCUUAAGUAUCAAUCCUCUGGCUAAACCCUAAUUCUCCCUCGACCCCUAAAAACUGGGGCAAUUCUAGGGUUUCGAAUGCAAUGGAGAAGGGUCUCGCCGUCGUCGAUCAGGGCGAGACGUCGCGAUCCAGAUCGGUGUUCGAGACCGUGAACGGAUCUCACAAAUUCACGAUCGAGGGCUACUCGCUGGCCAAGGGAAUGGGGCCUGGAAAGUACAUCUCUAGUGAUAUCUUCAACGUUGGGGGAUUCCAAUGGGCGGUCUACUUUUAUCCUGAUGGCAAGAAUCCCGAGGACAAUUCGGUUUAUGUUUCGGUGUUUGUCGCGUUGGCGAGCGAGGGGACGGAUGUUAGGGCUUUGUUCGAGCUGACGUUGAUGGAUCAGAGUGGGAAAGGGAAGCAUAAGGUUCAUAGUCAUUUCGAUCGGGCGAUGGUUAGCGGGCCGUAUACGCUCAAGUAUCGGGGCAGUAUGUGGGGAUACAAAAGGUUUUAUAGGAGAACAUCCUUAGAAACAUCUGAUUUUCUUAAGGAUGAUUGCUUGGUUAUGAACUGCACAGUCGGUGUUGUUAGAAGCCGCAUUGAAACACCAAGGCAAUUAAUCAUUACCGUGCCGCCACCAGAUCUGGGUUGCUGUCUUGAGCGAUUGCUGAAAUCAGGCAUCGCUUCAGAUAUUGUCUUUGAAGUCGAUGAUGAGACAUUUAAAGCCCAUAAGUUGAUACUUGCUGCUCGUUCACCAGUGUUUAAAGCCCAGUUUUUUGGCCUUAUUGGUAACCCUGACAUCGACAGAGUUAUUGUUCAAGAUGUGGAGCCUCCUGUAUUCAAGGCCAUGCUCCUAUUUAUGUACUCGGAUGUAUUUCCUGAUUUUCAUGAACUGUCUGGAGCAGUUUCAAUGUCAAUGAUGACAAACCUGGUGCAACAUUUGUUGGCUGCUGCUGAUCGAUAUGGUCUGGAGCGGCUGAAGAUAUUAUGCGAAGAAAAAUUGUGUGAACAAGUCACAGCUGAUACUGUGGUUUCGACAAUGUCCUUGGCGGAGCAAUACCAUUGCCCUCUUUUGAAGUCUGCUUGUCUAAGAUAUGCUGUAGCUCCAGAAAACUUGGGAGUUGUGCUGCAGACUGAAGGGUUUGGCCACUUAGAGCAUACAUGCCCAUCGCUGCUCACGGACAUUCUUUCGACAGUUGCUGUUGUCGAUGACGAUCAAACUGCAGUCAGUCGAAAGAGGAGCAGUAGCAGCAAUAUAGGCCUCAACCUCUUGGAUGGUGUUGAUUCAAGUGGCAGAAGAAUGCGGAGGCGGCUAUAGCGUGCUAGUAUUACUGAUCUUGUAACAUAACAUAAUGGCUGUGCCUCAAAUGAUUGAUCAUUUUGGGAACUGCCCUUUCGAUGCCCUUUGAAGUAAACAGAUUUGCGAUUGACUUGCGUGUUUUA